Eurypyga helias (sunbittern) is the source of this 1635-nucleotide messenger RNA. It is a transcript of the gene PXK, whose product is annotated as PX domain containing serine/threonine kinase. Gene Ontology annotation, molecular function: phosphatidylinositol binding; ATP binding; protein kinase activity. Gene Ontology annotation, biological process: protein targeting to lysosome; early endosome to late endosome transport; protein phosphorylation. The record is from RefSeq and is a predicted model, not a curated record. NCBI's taxonomy places the organism in Eukaryota, Metazoa, Chordata, Aves, Eurypygiformes, Eurypygidae. Gene Ontology annotation, cellular component: early endosome; late endosome; extrinsic component of endosome membrane.
AUAAUCCGUGUUCAGAGAGGAAUUUCAGCAGAAAACAGCUGGCAGAUUGUGAGGCGAUACAGUGACUUCGACUUGCUGAAUAACAGCUUGCAGAUCUCAUCUCUCAGUCUACCUCUUCCGCCAAAAAAAUUGAUUGGAAACAUGGAGCGUGAGUUCAUCGCUGAAAGACAGAAGGGACUCCAGGCCUAUCUCGAUGUGAUUACUACCCAUCACAUUCUGUCCAACUGUGAACUGGUGAAAAAAUUCUUGGAUCCCAACAGCUAUUCUGUAAACUACACAGAAAUUGCCUUACAGCACGUUUCCAUGUUACCAAAGUGGGAAGUGGUAGAACCGUUAAAAGAUAUAGGUUGGCGAAUACGUAAGAAAUACUUCCUAAUGAAGAUUAAGAAUCAACCAAAGGAACGGCUGAUGUUAAGCUGGGCUGAUCUUGGCCCUGAUAAAUACUUGUCUGACAAGGACUUACAGUAUGCUGUGAAACUUCUUUCUUCCUGUUCUCAUCCCUAUAUUUACAGAAUCACUUUUGCCACUGCCAAUGAAUCUUCAGCGCUGGUUAUUAGACCAUUCAGUGAAAAAGGGACACUAAAGGACCUUAUUUAUAAGGCAAAGCCAAAAGACCCAUUCCUGAAGAAGUAUUGCAACCCUAAAAAAAUUCAAGGUCUUGAACUUCAGCAAAUAAAAACAUAUGGAAGGCAAAUAUUAGAGGUGUUAAAAUUCUUGCAUGAGAAAGGGUUUCCUUACGGCCACCUUCACUCUGCCAAUGUGAUGUUGGAUGGGGACACCUGCAAGUUACUGGAUCUAGAAAAUUCCUUGUUGGGACUUCCAUCAUUUUAUCGAUCAUACUUUUCACAGUUUCGGAAAAUUAACACUUUAGAAGGCGUUGAUGUACAUUGCUUUGGACACCUACUGUAUGAGAUGACAUAUGGAAGACCCCCAGAUACAAUUCCGGUAGACAGCUUCCCUCCUGCGCCGUCAGUGUUUGUUGUGUCUGUGUUGGAAUCCAUUCUGACCUGUGAAGCUAUGAAGAAUGGCAUGCCAACUGUUUCGCGGCUCUUACAGAUGCCAUUAUUCAGUGACGUCCUGCUAACCAACUCCGAGAAACCACAGUUUAAGAUUCCUACAAAGCUAAAAGACGCACUGAAAACCUCCAAGGAAUGCAUAGAAAAACGAUUAACAGAAGAACAGAAAUUGAUUCACCAGCACAGAAGGCUGACCAGAGCUCAGUCUCAUCAUGGCUCUGAGGAAGAAAAGAAGAAAAGGAAGAUCUUAGCACGAAAGAAGUCCAAACGCUCUGCCUAUGAAAGUGGGGAAGAUCAGACAGCAAAAUACAGCAACUCCAAUAACUCAGCAGGCUCUGGGGCGAGUUCCCCGUUAACAUCUCCAUCAUCCCCCACUCCGCCCUCUACAGCAGAGCAUGCAUCAUUUUGAACGUGAAUUUUCGGAAAAGUAAGCUAAUGCUGAUUUAUCUCUUUAAAGAUGCUUUGUUUCUGUAUGGGAAGGUUGAAUGCACAUCUUGAACUCGCUUAGUAUUGGGAGGGAAUAGAAGAAAAAGAUCAGAACAUUCUUAUGGAUUAUUUUAAUGAAAUACAGCAUCUUUAAAAACUAUCACUAAAAUGACUUUGUUUGCAUCCCAUUCUC